UCAUUUUCAGUAGUUACUUUCUUCAGUUGGUACCGCCGGAUCUAAAAUCAAAAUAGAGAGUGGUGUCAGCUGUUAAAUAAAUCAAAGAAAAAUCAAGGAAAAACAACUUAUUCGGCCACAGAUUACAGUUAUAAUGGGACUAUUAGCUCUGCUUAGAAAAUUACGUUCUGCUCCGGAGAAAGAAGUUCGAAUCUUGCUGCUGGGUCUGGACAAUGCGGGAAAAACGACGAUACUCAAGCAAUUAGCAUCGGAAGAAGUGACCCAAGUUACACCAACGGCUGGAUUCAAUAUAAAAUCGGUUAUAUCCGACGGCUUUAAGCUAAAUGUCUGGGACAUUGGUGGUCAGCAGAAAAUUCGACCGUAUUGGAAAAAUUAUUUUGAAAAUACGGAUGCGUUGGUGUAUGUCAUUGAUUGUAGCGAUCGGAAACGGCUGCUGGAAACCGGUAACGAAUUGAAUGAAUUGUUGAUUGAUGAGAAAUUGGAUCAGGUUCCGCUACUAGUUUUUGCAAACAAGCAGGAUCUCUCGAAUGUCAUCAAGGCGUCGGAAAUUGCCGAGACUAUUGGACUGAUUAAGCUGAAAGAUAGAACGUGGCAGGUUCAAGCAUGUUCGGCAAUUAAUGGAACUGGUGUCAAGGAAGGGAUGGACUGGGUGUGCAAAAAUAUCAAGAAGAAAUAGGACGACCACAUGUUUGUUCGCACUACCCGCUUUUCAUUAGCGAAAUUAUUGUAAAAGUUUCUCGUCAAUUUUUGGAUAAUAAUUUCGCUAGUCGCUAAAGGCUCUCGGCACCGUCACGAGUAAUCAAAUACUGAUUUUUCUAAGUAGAUAUAAUUGUGCAAAAUUGAUGUUAAUAAAAUGAGUCAAUAAGCUGAA
Molecule: messenger RNA, 871 nt
Organism: Bradysia coprophila
Lineage: Eukaryota; Metazoa; Arthropoda; Insecta; Diptera; Sciaridae
Product: ADP-ribosylation factor-like protein 3
Molecular function (GO): GTPase activity; GTP binding
Source: RefSeq, a predicted model, not a curated record